CUUCAGUUGGGACAGUCACAGUGAGAGAAAAUGUCACUGCCGAGGGUCUUGUGUUUUCAUCUCAUACUGAUGCUGUCUGCAUUCACUGGAGCAGCUGAUGGAUACUACUGGUCUCGGUGGAAUAAAUGUAUCCACGGCUCCCGUGAUUUCAGUGACAUGGUGUUCGUUGAUAACUAUAUCUUCAAUAAAGAUGUAUACAUACAGUUCAACAGCACUGUGGGGGAGUAUGUGGGGUACACUGCACAUGGAGUAUAUAACGCAGACUUAUGGAACAAAGAUACCAACAUUCUGCAGCAAGAGAGAGCUGAGGUGGACAGAUACUGCAAACAUAAUGCUGAACUCUAUCAGUCAGCGAUCGCUGAUAAAACAGUGCCACCAAAGGUUAAGCUCAGUUCAGUGACGCAGGCUGGUGGCAGACAUCCAGCUGUGUUGAUGUGCAGUGCUUACCGCUUCUACCCACACGGGAUCAAAGUGUCCUGGAUGAGAGACGGUGCAGUUGUGAAGACUGAUGUGACCUCAACUGAGGAGAUGCCUAAUGGAGACUGGUACUACCAGAUUCACUCCCAUCUGGAGUACACCCCCAAAUCUGGAGAGAAGAUCUCCUGCGCGGUGGAUCACGCCGGCUUAACUAAACCCAUCAUCAUAGACUGGGAUCCAUCUCUCCCUGAGUCUGAGAGGAAUAAAAUCGCCAUCGGG
Messenger RNA from Sinocyclocheilus rhinocerous, 696 nucleotides. RefSeq names its product H-2 class II histocompatibility antigen, I-E beta chain-like. The transcript is spliced from 4 exons. The record is from RefSeq and is a predicted model, not a curated record. Gene Ontology annotation, biological process: antigen processing and presentation; immune response. Gene Ontology annotation, cellular component: membrane; MHC class II protein complex. The annotation marks the transcript as partial. NCBI's taxonomy places the organism in Eukaryota, Metazoa, Chordata, Actinopteri, Cypriniformes, Cyprinidae.